Molecule: messenger RNA, 3107 nt
Organism: Stylophora pistillata
Lineage: Eukaryota; Metazoa; Cnidaria; Anthozoa; Scleractinia; Pocilloporidae
Product: S-adenosylhomocysteine hydrolase-like protein 2
Biological process (GO): L-methionine cycle
Cellular component (GO): cytosol
Source: RefSeq, a predicted model, not a curated record
AUACAUGAUGCCGGUUGGGCUUCGCCGCGACCUUUGUUAAAGAUUUGGAUUAUUUCAUUAAAGAUGUCGAUGUGGAAUCGGAAGAACUCGGUGGCCAUUCAGUCGUACUCAGCCAAAGCUGGCAAACCCGAAGCGGAUGAAAAUAAACGAUACAUCCGCAAGCAGAAUUCUUACAGAUCGAUAUCCCGGAGCAGUUCGAUAGACAGUUCAGCUAGCUAUUCAGACAGCUAUUCAUCAGAUGAAGACGAUGUAUCGCCAAGGGAAAGAUCACAGAAAAACAGCAGCGGUGGAUCUGAUUUUUGUGUUAAGAAUAUUAAGCUGGCUGACUUUGGUCGCAGGGAAAUUGAAAUAGCUGAACAAGAAAUGCCAGGUCUUAUGCUCCUGCGAAAACGGAAUUGCACGGACAAGCCAUUAGAAGGAGCAAAAAUUGUUGGUUGCACACAUGUAACUGCGCAGGCUGCAGUUCUGAUAGAGACCCUCACAGCUCUGGGUGCCCAGGUUCGCUGGUGUGCAUGCAACAUUUACUCAACACAGAAUGAGGUUGCUGCAGCCUUGGCUGAAGCAGGUUACCCCAUCUUUGCCUGGAAGGGAGAGUCUGAGGAAGACUUUUGGUGGUGCAUCGAGCAGUGUAUCACAGCAGACAAAUGGCAGCCUAACAUGGUGCUGGAUGACGGUGGCGAUGCAACUCAUUUGUUGUACAAGAAAUUCAACGGAACUUUUAACACCCUGCGUGGAGUAGUGGAAGAAAGUGUCACUGGGGUUCACAGGUUGUACCAGCUUUCCAAGCAGGGAAAACUAACGGUGGCAGCCAUGAAUGUCAACGACUCAGUCACCAAAACAAAGUUUGACAACAUGUACUGCUGUCGAGAAUCAAUCUUAGAUAGUUUAAAGAGAACCACAGAUGUAAUGUUUGGUGGCAAACAGGUUCUUGUGUGUGGAUAUGGAGAGGUUGGCAAGGGUUGCUGUUCAGCACUCAAAGGUCUUGGUGCAGUAGUGUAUGUUGCAGAAAUUGAUCCCAUCUGUGGUCUUCAAGCUUGCAUGGAUGGUUUCCGAGUUGUCAAGAUUGACAUGGUGGUGAAAAACAUUGACAUCCUUAUCACUUGCACAGGCAACAAGCAUGUGGUUACAAGAGAUCAUUUGGACAGAAUGAAGAAUGGCUGUAUUGUUUGUAACAUGGGGCAUUCAAAUACAGAAAUUGAUGUGGCUAGCUUAAGAACUUCAGAUCUGACUUGGGAGAAAGUCAGAACCCAAGUAGAUCAUAUCAUCUGGCCAGAUGGCAAGAGAAUUGUGUUGCUUGCAGAGGGUCGCCUGGUCAAUCUGAGUUGCUCUAGUGUUCCUUCAUUUGUAGUAUCCAUUACAUCAACAACACAGGCUAUAGCAUUAAUUGAACUUUUCAAGGCACCUCCUGGUAGAUAUAAACAUGAUGUCUAUCUUCUGCCCAAGAAGAUGGAUGAGUACGUAGCAAUGUUGCAUUUGCCAACAUUUGAUGGCCAUUUGACAGAGUUGACAGAGGAACAAGCAAAAUAUCUUGGAGUUAACAAGAAUGGCCCUUUCAAACCCAAUUAUUACAGAUACUAAUGGCCAGGGACUGGAAUCCACAACAGCCAUGGAUAAAUUUCUUGUAAAUUCAUUGAACAUUUUUAAAAUUGCUAUUUAUGAAAGAAAGCAGUAUUUUGCAACUUUUGGUCCAACCUUAGUCUGCCCAACCUCUGCAAGUAACACUGUAGUCAAAGCUGAAAAACUAGAUGUAGAGUUUCUUGGAAUAGACAUCUUUCUAAACAUGAGUCUGAGUCAUUUUCUGGUAAUCUCUGUCCAUUUCCAUGAAUCACCUCGUGUAGUACACCAUUUUUAAAGAGGCAUGUGUUAUUUUGCCUUGCCAUUUCUCUGCAAAAAUGCUUCAUGUAUGUGGGGCUGUGCCAUGCUCUUGUCAUAUGCAUGUAAAAGUAGGAAAUUAAUUAAUUUGGUUGGUCAAAGAGAUAGUCAAGUAUAGACUGUCAUGUGCAUUGCUUGAUUUUGUCUACAAUAAAGCAUAAGAGGUUAUAUUUUGUAUAAGAGAGGUGUUAAUUUGUUGCUUAUGGCCACUAAUAUGGUAAUCAUGCAGGAUCUAUCUGCCAACUGUUUGUUGAGUAAACUUGGUUCUGUUGAGAGCCUUUUUCAUUUUAUUUUUUUUUUUUACACAAGGCCCUCUGCAUUUCUUCUUUGGUCUUUACAAGUUAGGAAAUAACUUAAAAGUACUAAAUGGGGGUGUUGAUGCAAACUGCAAAGAAUAUGAAAAGUAUUUUUUUCCAUCUCUGGUGCACAUAUUGGGUUCUUUAAAUGAUGGUUACAGCAGCAAUUGCCAGUGAAAGAAAAGAAAGAUUUUGUGAGCAGAACAAUGGCUGGGAAUAGCCAUUUGAAAACUCUGUCCAUUUCAUAGCUGUUUCUGAAAAUUGGUGCAAAAUCAGUGAAAUGUAGGGACUUUGUUUACAGCAACCCCAUUUGCAAACUCAAUGCUUCAGGAUUAGUGCUCUUGCAGAAAGGAGACACAUUGAGUCUCUUGUAAAAUUGUCUAAAUUGUCUUAGCUUCCUUAUUUCAGUUGGCCAAAGCUGUCUAGGCAUUGCCAUAGUAACAGCUCAAGGUCCCUUAAUGUGAUACUUUAGUUAGAUUUCUUUUACAUUAAAAAUUUUAUGGAGGUAUGACUAUUCUAGUUUGCCAACCAACAGCUGGUAGAUAGAUCUCACUUAAUAGUGAGGAUCAUUUCUCGCAAUAACCAGAUGUCUAUGUAUCACUGACAUAAUUAAGUCUAUCAUAAUCAUGAUUAAUGAGCCUUCAGACCAGGCAAUGGUUAAUAAUAAUUUUAAGCAGUUUUCCAAAGUAAGUGCAAAGCAUGUCACCGAUAAUUAAAUAAAUGGAAAAGCUGCCUGUUUAUCAAGUCGAUUGAAUUAUAAGUUUGCUAAUUUUUCCUAGAUGAAGAAGUUAUUUAAAAUAUGCUUGUGCUGUCAUCUGUGUCUUUUGGUUUCUUUUUAUAUCCCAUACUCCCAAGUCUUCAGCUGUUGUAUGAUACUGUAAUGAGCGUGUUUAAUGACAUUAUAAGUGGCAUUCAAUAAAAUUGUGCCAUGUCACCGCA